AUGAUAAUUGUGCACUACACGUUCAUGGCUCAGUAUUUACUGUCGAACGGGGGAGAUGCAGCACCUUUUUCAAAGGGUCUUACAGUAAAACAAUAUAUAUUUUAGCUAAGUUCUCCUCCAAUCCUUGAGAGGGCACUAGUUUACGAAAAAAUUAAAGGCUGCGUCGUGUUUUGCGUGUGUGUGUGUGUGUGUGUUUGUGCUCGACUAUACUCGCUUCCUGUAAGUAACUGUCGAGUUCCCCACGUCUUCUGCAAGCAGCACCGACACGGAGGAUUUGUGUGCAGAGCGCAGGGAGAUAGAAUCAUGUCUGUGAACCUGAGCAAAAACGGAGCGGCGCUGCAGGCAGCCUACAAUGAGGUGGUGGACGGGAAAUCCAACACGAACUGGGCGCUGUUUACGUACGAGGGGAACAGCAACGACAUCAGACUGGCUGAGAAAGGAGACGGGGGUCUGGAGGAGAUGGUGGAGGAGCUGAGCAGUGGGAAGGUGAUGUACGCUUUCUGCAGGGUGCAGGACCCCAACUCCGGCCUGCCCAAGUACGUCCUCAUCAACUGGACUGGCGAAGGAGUGAAGGAUUCCAGGAAAGGACUCUGUGCCAAUCACGUCACCUCCAUGGCCAACUUCCUGAAGGGCGCUCACGUCACCAUCAAUGCCCGCUCCGACGAUGAUGUGGAACCCGAGGCCAUCAUGCAGAAAGUAGCCAAGGCGUCCGGGGCCAACUACAGCUUUCACAAGGAGUCGAAUCGUUUUCGGGACGCCGGCCCCCAGGGGCCUGUGGGCUCAGUGUACCAGAAGACCAAUGCCGUGUCUGAAAUCAAGCGCACCAACAAGGAUACCUUCUGGGCACAGACUGAAAGGGACGAGGAGAAGCGGCGCCUGGAGGAGCGGAGCAAGGACAUAGAGGAGCGAGAGCGGCUGGAGCAGGAGAGACGAGCCCGGGAGCAGCAGGAGGUGCUGGAGAGGGAGAGGAGAGACAAGGAGAGGUCCAGUCAGAUCGACCAGCAGAAGGUGCAGCAGCAGCAGCAGGAAGCGGGCAGCCGUGAGCAGGAGACGCAGCAGCGGGAGGAGUAUGAGAGGGAGCAGCAGGCUGCACGGAGGCCAGGCCUCCAGCGAGGUGCGUCUGUGGAGAAGGCAAACGAGGCAGCCUCGCUGAUCUCCCAGCGCUCCCAGAAUCCCCGGGACAUGUUCAAGCAGAAGGAGAGAGCCAUGGCCAGCGAGCCCAGAGACUCCCCAGACAGCCCGCAGCCAGUGCCCAGCGUUAUGGACCAAGCCCGCUCCCAGUAUGUAGAACCUGAAGAUCCAGCACAGCAGGAUCUGAAAGAGAAGAGCAUUCCCAUCCAGCGCGAGCCGAGCCCCUCCGCGGACCUGUACGAGGACGUGGCGGGACAGGAGGAGCCGGAGAACCUGUACGAGGAGCCCCCCCAGGUGGAGGAGGCGAGUGCAGUGUCAGAGGAGCCGGCUGCUUUGAAGGGGGUGUGCGCGCGGGCGCUGUAUGAUUACCAAGCUGCGGAUGACACAGAGGUUUCCUUUGACCCCGAUGACAUCAUCACAGAGAUUGAAAUGAUUGACGAGGGCUGGUGGCGCGGCUACGCCCCGGAUGGGCGGUUCGGAAUGUUCCCAGCCAAUUACGUGGAGAUCCUGGAUGCCUGAACACGCCCCCGCUAACCUGAAGACCCAAUCACAACCCGCCUUCAUUAACAAAAAAAAAAUACAAAAAAAUGAUUAUGUUAGUUACUGUGGGACCACUAACAGUAGGCAGUAACUUUUCAUAGACCGGUCCUCAGGGAAGCCCUGAUAUUCUAGAAUAAUGAGAACCGAUUAAACCAUAGCCAUGGCUGCCCUGGGGACCGCAUUAAAUGUAACACCUGAGCAUGACAAAGAUAACAAUUGUAUGGCUUUUAAAACAGCGUCCUUUCUUGAAUAUCAAGCUUUAUUGAAACCAUCGAAAUCUAAAAAUGGACUCGAUUUGAGACGGGUUUGCUUCUUUCUAGUUUUUAGGCUGCGAAAUUGUUUGCGUUCUCUCAGAAAAAAUGCCUUUGGAUUCAGAGUGGAGCCCCCAGUCUCUAGUCUGUGGAUAGGAGGCACUCUGUUUUUAAUGGCUUUAUUCCUAGUUAAGGAAUGAAUAACACAGCUAACAAAGUGUCUAGUUUCGACCUUUCUUAAACAAGCGUUGGGACGUUUCUCUCCUAGAUUAAGAAGCUUCUUAGUUUUACUUCUUUUUUUUUUAAAUCAGUUAGCGACACUUUCCCUGCCUCCCCUAUCAUUGCGUACCCCAGCUUUUCAGUUUGUGUUGGUGUUUUGUUACUUCUCGUCUUAUGAGAGGUAUCCCCAAUACUUUUUAUUAUAAAAUAAAUGUGUGCAGACAUCCCCGCUUUCUGAAACGCAGAAACUCGACUCCUGAAAUCUCUGCAGACCGAGGCUCCAGAAACUCUGCAAGAAAAAAACGACCAAUUUGAAAACAUUCCAAAAAGGAAACUGUGUAUAAAAUCCAUACACCUGUUAUUUGCUCCUGGAUAAAUAAGGACUUCUGUAAAAUACAUACGGACAUCAAUGAGGAUGAAAACAAGCUCAUUGGUCACCAGCGGUUGAUGCUAUUGGUUGCCUAUCCCAGCUUGUAGCCAAUCCCUGCAGAGUUCCUGGUCUCUGGGGUUCUGCUAUUGGCUGUUGGUGAUUGUAAGAGACAUGAGGUCACGCACAGCUCCCUGAGUUUAAACACGGUGAAGCUCUCUGUAAUAUCCAUUUUAAUCAUGUCUGGUUGCAGACUGGGUUGAAUAGCAUGGGGAAUGGGAGUUCUGAUGACAAAACGCUGUUGAGUUAACUGACCACUGAUUUUACCUUCAAGCGUUUUCAGUCCUAGUAAAAAGAAAAGUCUAGCCAAAGAAAUUUGUUUCUUAUCCCCUGAAUUUUUAUCUUUUUUUUUUUCAUUGGGACUAAACUUUGGAAAACCAGAUUUGCUACCAUUCCGAUUUAAAUGUGAAAAGGCUGGGGAGGGGGGAGGAGGGGUUAGAGCAUUUUACAGCACCCUGGGCUGCACUGACCGCCUGUCUUUAUGGUUCCUGUUUGAUGCAAUCCGGGCGGUGCUGUAAAAUUCUCUACAUUGAAAUGCAGCUGUGGCUUCUCCCCAUGGGGUGCAGAUCGAAUCAGCCUUUGUACCUGGGCAGGGAGUGGAAGCUGAACACCCACUCCACGCCGUGCCUCUGCUGUUUCUGUGCUCUGCUUGAUGCUGUAACUCUGAAGGCAUGCCAGAAAACAACAUGGAGUCUGCUUGGUUUUGGUUAAAAAGUGAAUGCUCUAAUAACACCUGGAUAUCGCGUGUGCGUGUGUGUGUGUGCGUGUGUGUGUGUGCGUGCGUGUAGAGGUCUCAAAUGUGCAGCUUUGCAAGAAACCUGAUCUCGCAAACAUUGAUAUUUUGAAACCUGACCUCUGGUACCGCACCAGGUAAAAUAAAGUACACCGUUUGCUUGCGUUCCCCUCCAGGAAACCUUGCACUUCCUGUGUCGUUUCACGCCAGCAAGUGUCUUCAGGGUCAAAGCAUCUUCCUGGCUGCAGAGCGUGUCAGUCAUGAGGGGAAGCCAGCUGGUUGGUUAUUGACAGGAAAGGCAGCCCUGAAUGGGGCGGGGCUACCGUUUCACUCUCCAGAUGACCCAGGAAGUACAAGACUCUCUGAAAGCAGGGCUUGCAAACAGAUUUAAUUUAACCCCGUGUAGUUCCAGAUGCCAAGUUUUUAAAAUGAAAAUGCAUGUCUGCUUAAACAUUGUCUUUCAAAACUUUUGAGACCUGCACAGGGAAUGAAUGAGCGUGAUGUGCAGAAUGUAAGGGCUUGUUUUGAUGGUCACUUUAAGGGUUAAACAUCUACAUGCUUCAGUUUAGUUCACUGCCAGUACUAAACGUGUAGCCCUUUGUUUAACAGUUAAAGAGCUGCUAAAUGCCUUCAGCGUGUUGCUCAGUUUUCAGCAGAUUCUGUAUUACUUACUAAAAGGGGAGCAGUUUUACACUCCUUGCAUAAUUACCUGGAACUAAAUUGUCAGCCCUUUGUAUUAAAUGCAAUUUAAUAGGAUUCAGAUGCACUACAGCGCCCUCUGGCGGGUGGUGAUAAAACAACUCCCCAGUAGAUCGAGUCCUAUUUUUUGAACUGAUCCAGUUUGAGAAGUAAACAAAACAAGUGUGCCUUUUCACGGAGACUCGCAACGAAUAGAUUCACAGCUUCAGAGGAAUUUAGAAAUACGGAAAAGAAAACCUUGUUAGUUCAGUGACAAACGCUUCGACCGGAAGGCUUUCUCAGUGUGGUUUGAGGUUUAUUUUACUGUGAGAGAGACUUCUAGUGAAAACGUUUUCCAUUGAAUUGAUGGAGUUUCAGUAUUUCUAAAUGUAGCGCUAUUGAGUGAUGGACUGUGUAUAUUGAAGUCUCCACUGGGUUGAGGUGAUUUAGGAUUCCAGGUUGUCUCUGGAUCAACCAACGAACAAACACGAAGUAGUGCAGAGGUGUAGAUAAUUAAACGCUUAAUUCUUUGUGUUAUCCCAGACCCGUGCUGGAGGGAGGCUCGCUGUGUGAAAUCUGCACAUUGUGUUUUGAAAAAUGAAAGAAUAAUCAAAAAUGACUAGAGUUGCCACUUUGAAAAUAAAAUAAAUCAAUCGAUCAAAGUUA
Acipenser ruthenus (sterlet) is the source of this 4645-nucleotide messenger RNA. Its product is annotated as drebrin-like protein B. The coding region runs from base 304 to 1650 and encodes 448 amino acids. Gene Ontology annotation, molecular function: actin filament binding. Gene Ontology annotation, biological process: neuron projection morphogenesis; regulation of actin filament polymerization; postsynaptic actin cytoskeleton organization. The transcript is spliced from 14 exons. NCBI's taxonomy places the organism in Eukaryota, Metazoa, Chordata, Actinopteri, Acipenseriformes, Acipenseridae. Gene Ontology annotation, cellular component: plasma membrane; site of polarized growth; lamellipodium. The record is from RefSeq and is a predicted model, not a curated record.